GAAGAAUUACUUAAAAAUCCAAUUAAACAUCUGAAUGAUGUGUAUGUCAAAAUUAAUGCUGAUAUCGUAAAAGAUUCUGAUAUAGAUAAUCAGGCUCAUACUUAUUUCAAAAAAAUAGAAACUGAUACUUAUGCUCAUCUUAACAUUAAUUUUGAUAUUUAUUCUAAUGAAUCACAAAUUAGUAAUAAAAGAAUCUCUUUUGCGUUGAAAAUACUCAAGAAGAAAAAUAUUGCUAUAGAAUCAAAUAGUGCAAUAAUCACAGAUUUAGGCAAAUAUAAAUUAGAUAUUGUGAUAAUUCAAAAGAAUAAUA
Molecule: messenger RNA, 310 nt
Organism: Scutellospora calospora
Lineage: Eukaryota; Fungi; Glomeromycota; Glomeromycetes; Diversisporales; Gigasporaceae
Source: the annotation of a GenBank genome assembly